AUGGCCUCGGCGGCGCCCGGGGAGCGUCUGCGCGAGGAUGCGCGCUGCUCCGUGUGCCUGGACUUCCUGCGGGACCCCAUCAGCGUGGACUGCGGCCACAGCUUCUGCCUGCGCUGCAUCUCCGAGUUCUGCGAGAAGUCGGACAGCGCGCAGGGGGGCGUGUACGCCUGUCCCCAGUGCCGGGGACCCUUCCGACCCGCCAGCUUCCGACCCAACAGGCAGCUGGCCAGCCUGGUGGACAGCGUGCGGCAGCUGGGGCUGGGCGCGGGGUGCUCCUCGGGGACGCGCCAGUGCGCCCGGCACGGCGAGGACCUGAGCCGCUUCUGCGACGAGGACCAGACGGCGCUGUGCUGGAUCUGCGACACGGGACCCGAGCACCGCGGCCACCGCACCGCGCCGCUGCGCGAGGCCGCCGGCCGCUACCGGGCCAAGCUCCAGACGGCUCUGGAACUCCUGAGAAAAGAGAUGGAGGAGGCUCUGAGCCAGGAGGCCAGUGUGGGGAAGAAGACUAUUGUUUGGAAGGAGAAGGUGGAAACGCAGAGACAGCGAUUCCGGUUGGAAUUUGAGAAGUACCGUGGCUUUCUGGCCCAAGAGGAGCAGCUACAGCUGAGAAGACUGGAGGAGGAGGAGCGGGCGACCCUGCAGAGGCUGAGGGACAGCAAGAACGCGCUGGCCCAGCAGAACAAGGCCCUGAGAGAGUUGGCCGAGGAGCUGCAGGAGCGGUGCCGGAGCUCGGCCCUGGGGCUGCUGGAGGGGGUGAAUGAAGCCUUGAGCCGAAGCAACGCUGUUACACGGCUGGAACCAGAGAACAUCCCCGUGGAGCUGCGGACGGUGUGCUGCAUCCCUGGGAUGAGGGAAAUGCUAAGGAAAUUUCAAGUGGACGUGAAGCUGGAUCCUGCCACAGCCCACCCCAGCCUCCUCCUGACGGCGGACCUGCGGAGUGUGCAGGACGGGGAGCUGAGGAGGGGUGUCCCCAACAACCCCGAGCGCUUUGACACGUGGCCCUGCAUCCUGGGUCUGCAGGGCUUCUCCUCGGGGAGGCACUACUGGGAGGUGGUGGUGGGAGAAAGAGCAGAGUGGGGGCUGGGAGUCUGCCAAGACACCGUGCUGAGAAAGGGGGAGACCACUCCGUCCCCGGAGAAUGGCAUCUGGGCCAUGUGGCUGCUCAAGGGAGCCGAGUACAUGGUCCUGGCCGAACCCUCGCUGCCUCUUCUGCAAAAGAAGCGGCCUCGCUGCGUUGGGAUUUUCUUGGAUUAUGAGGCGGGCGAGGUCUCCUUCUAUGACGUCACGAACGGGUCUUACAUCUACACAUUCAACCAGCUCUUCUCUGGGGUCCUCCGGCCCUACUUUUUCAUCUGCGACACGAUGCCCAUUAUCUUGCCACCCAUGACCGAAGCCGAGCCAGGAAACUGGGCAGCCAGGGCUCCCAUUGAUUUUGCUUCUACUGCCAGUGAUGAUGAAUCCUGA
Molecule: messenger RNA, 1467 nt
Organism: Jaculus jaculus (lesser Egyptian jerboa)
Lineage: Eukaryota; Metazoa; Chordata; Mammalia; Rodentia; Dipodidae
Gene: Trim58
Product: tripartite motif containing 58
Exons: 6
Coding region: 1-1467 (488 amino acids)
Molecular function (GO): zinc ion binding; protein binding
Source: RefSeq, a predicted model, not a curated record